GGCGGCCGCAUCAGUGAUGGAGGCCCCUGCCCCCAGCUCCGUGCACCUGAGCGACUGGCAGAGAAGUUACUUUGCUAUUACCUCUGACACCUGCACACCUGCACAGAAGGCAGAUGAGUACCGUGCCAAAAUCCUGCGUAUUCAAUAUGCAUGGGCAAAUUCUGAGAUCUCCCAGGCCUGUGCUGCCAACCUGUUCAAAAAGUACGUGGAGAAAUACUCUGCGGUUAUUGACUCUGGCAACACGGAGACCGGCUUGAAUAACUAUGCGGAAAACAUUUUGACUUUGGCAAGGUGUCAGCAGAAUGACAGUGACAAGUGGCAAUCUGCCUUGACAACAGAUAAUGUAUUUGAAUUAAAGUGUGUUCAAGAGAGGAUGCAGGCUGGCAAAAUUUUCCACAGCUCUCAGAUGGCACUGACAGAUGCCUGUGUACGAGCUGGUAAAGGGGUCAGUGCCUCCGCUGCUCCAGCUCUUUCUAAACUCUGUGUCUUCGGCAGUGCCGGAGAGACUGAGCUCUGUGCUGGCUCAGCAAAAUGUGCAAGUCAGGGACCAGAUCGCCUGGAGCAUCCCUCGUCUUCAAAGUCUCUUCAAAGCUGUGUGCCUCCUGUGACUAAGACUUCAGAUACGCUUCCUGCUGCUUCAACCUCCUUAAGCAAAAGGGUUCAACCGGUUUUCCAGGCAACUCCACUGUUUGGAAGUAAAGAAGCCACAAGUAGUAGUUCUCUGAAAAUGUCAGGUAACUGUUGUGAUGGGCAAAAUUUGUCUCUUUUUAACCAGUCAGCUGCACCUGCAUGGUCUGCGAGCUCUGGGAAAAGAAAAGCGUUCUAUGGUCUGGCUGAUGAAGGCAGCACAGUUAUUCCUAGCCCUGCUCCAUGCCAGCCUCCCAUUAGCACAGAAACUAGUAGUUUUUCAGGGCACAGAAACAGAAAUGAAGAGAGCAGUGCUCCAGGUUUUAAAACUGCAAAAGAGCAGCUGUGGGUGGAUCAGCAGAAGAAAUCUCAAAACCAAGCCCAGCGUGCACCAGUCUCGUCAUAUGGAGGUGUAAAAAAAUCCCUGGGUGCAGGCAGGUCUCGGGGUCCGUUUGGCAAGUUCGUUCCUCCGGUGCCAAAGCAAGAUGGAAGUGAAAAUGGAGGAGCACAGUGUAAACCUCACACAGGAGGACCAACAGAUUCAUCGCUGCCUGUAGAUGAACGGCUGAAAAACAUAGAACCAAAAAUGGUUGAACUCAUUAUGCAUGAGAUCAUGGACCACGGGCCCCCAGUCAACUGGGAUGACAUCGCUGGAGUUGAGUUUGCUAAAGCUACUAUAAAGGAAAUAGUGGUCUGGCCUAUGCUGAGGCCAGACAUCUUCACUGGGUUGCGUGGUCCUCCUAAAGGAAUUCUGCUCUUUGGCCCCCCUGGGACUGGCAAGACUCUCAUAGGCAAGUGCAUUGCAUGCCAGUCUGGAGCAACUUUUUUUAGCAUUAGUGCCUCUUCUCUGACUUCCAAAUGGGUGGGUGAAGGGGAAAAGAUGGUCCGUGCGCUGUUUGCUGUGGCACGAUGUCAACAGCCAGCGGUGAUUUUCAUCGAUGAAAUUGAUUCUCUUCUGUCUCAGCGUGGGGAAGGGGAGCAUGAGUCAUCAAGAAGAAUAAAAACUGAAUUUCUAGUCCAGUUAGAUGGAGCAACAACCUCCUCUGAAGAUCAUAUUCUAGUGGUUGGGGCAACAAAUCGACCCCAGGAGAUUGAUGAAGCUGCCCGAAGGAGACUGGUGAAGAGACUGUACAUCCCCCUUCCGGAGGCCUCCGCCAGGAAGCAGAUUGUUACUCGUCUCAUGUCCAAGGAGCACUGCUCCCUAAACGAAGACGAAAUUGAACUCAUAGUCGAGAAAUCUGAUGGGUUUUCUGGAGCAGACAUGACACAGCUCUGCCGGGAAGCUUCUCUGGGCCCCAUCCGCAGUCUGCAGUCCAUGGACAUCACAACCAUCCUGCCGGAGCAAGUACGGCCCAUUGCUUUCCUGGACUUUGAGAGUGCCUUCAGGACCGUGCGGCCCAGCGUCUCCUCCAAGGACCUGGAGCUCUAUGAAACCUGGAACCAGACAUUUGGCUGUGGUAGAUGAACUGCAAUCCUAAUUGUUACACAGGAACAUUCCUUUAACACUGCCGUGUAUUAAACAUGGUAAUUUAGAGUUGUCUGCACUUCUUUUUCUUUCUGUCUGGGAAUUAAACCUUCUUACAUUAUGCAGGCUGUGACCUGAGGUUUUUCCAGCUGAAAAGACCAUGAGGAACUACUGGUCACAAAAUGAAAAAUUGCUGAACACCAGUAACAGUGAGAAGCUGACAAAAUGUACAGAUAGGUGCUGUGAAAGAUGGAUGAAUUUCACUGAUGUUCAAGGGGAAGAUGGUCAAACCUCAAAUAUAAUUGACGGGAGUACUGGGGGCAAUCUUACAAAGCCCACUGUGCUGUA
This is a messenger RNA of Empidonax traillii (willow flycatcher), 2440 nucleotides long. RefSeq names its product fidgetin like 1 (gene FIGNL1). The transcript is spliced from 2 exons. Gene Ontology annotation, molecular function: ATP hydrolysis activity; ATP binding; microtubule severing ATPase activity. NCBI's taxonomy places the organism in Eukaryota, Metazoa, Chordata, Aves, Passeriformes, Tyrannidae. The record is from RefSeq and is a predicted model, not a curated record. The coding region runs from base 17 to 2092 and encodes 691 amino acids.